Geodia barretti is the source of this 939-nucleotide messenger RNA. Lineage: Eukaryota; Metazoa; Porifera; Demospongiae; Tetractinellida; Geodiidae. The record is from the annotation of a GenBank genome assembly.
AUGGCGCUGGCCGCCGAACCGCAACUCAGCAUCACCCUCGUCGGUGACCCGGAUGUCGUCCAUGCGGAACUCGCCCGGCACGACGUGCGCGGUCUGGCUAUUGGUGUGGCCCCAUCGGAGGGGAAAAUUACCGACGACGAGCAUCCGGUGUCGGCGUUGCGACGCAAGCCCCGUUCGUCGAUAGUAGUCGCCACGCAACUGGUGAAACACGGUGAUGCAGACCUGGUGGUGUCCAUGGGCCCCACCGGCGCCAGCAUGGCCACCGCAGUGAUGGGGAUCGGCCUCCUGGAAGGCUUGGAACGCCCGUGCAUCGGAGGGAAUUUUCUGGGGCUGUCGCCGAACAUUACCCUGGUCGACCUGGGGAGCAACGUGGAUUGCCGGCCGUCGUUGCUGCUGAGCUUCGCGGCUAUGGGCGUUGCUUUCUCGCGCCGCCUUUUGAACAUUGACAAUCCUCGGGUGGCGCUCCUCAGCGUGGGUGAGGAAGCGGCCAAGGGAAACCGGCAGGUUCAGGAGAGCCACGCGGUUUUCAACGACAGUUAUCUCAAUUUCGUUGGCAAUGUUGAAGGGAUGGAUUUCUUCAACGAUAAAGCCGACGUGAUAGUUUGCGACGGGUUUAUCGGCAACAUUCUCAUCAAGUUUACCGAGGGUUUCGGGUCGGCGCUGCGACCAUACCUGGAGAAUCAUCUGGCCACGCUGUUGCCACCCGAUCAACUGGAUCGGCUGGCCGACGCGCUGUGGGACACAACCAACAAAGCGCGCACCAUGGGCGGUCCUUUGUUCGGAUUGGACGGUUUGGUGUUGGUUGGUCACGGAUCAGCCGGCCCGGAAGGUGUCGCCGGCGCGAUUGAUACCGGUAUUCUGUCCCACCGGAUUGACCUGGUGGAGGCUUUCAGGCAAGAAUUGUCGGAGCUACAGCGGACGGGCCCGCUCGAACGCUAA